AAUGUGCAUCCAUAAAGCUGCUACAGUCCUGUAAUAAGGACGUCAUCUUGUUCUCCCUUCUCCAGCGUUCACGGGCUUUCUCGGGAGUGCAUUACAGUGCAGUAUUUGUGGUUCAGUAUUUCAUAUCUAAAAAUACCAGGGUGACCAUUUUUAAAGUAGGUCCGCCUCACUUUCACAGGGACGCACAGAAACAACUGCAGGCUAACAGCACACUACGCACAGUCUGCGCGCUGCUGCUGCUGCUAGCUAAAGGUACAGCUGUUUACAACUGUACACCAGCUGCACCGUCUCUCCGUCCAUCCCGCUGGAGGGACGCGGACAGCCUAGAUGAACGAGCUGGUGAAGAGCUUGCCCUCCCCGACUCUCCCGGGGCUCCACCUGCCUUGUCUGGACACCCACAAGGGCUGGCUCUUCAAAUGGACCAACUACCUGAAGGGCUACCAGCGGCGCUGGUUCGUCCUCAGCAACGGCCUGCUGUCCUACUACAGGACUCAGGCAGAGAUGGCGCACACUUGCAGAGGCACUAUUCCCCUGGCAAAAGCUCACAUCGAGGUGGGUGACACCUGUCACUUUGUGUUAACCAGCGGAGGCCGAACCUACCACCUGAAGGCCACAUCUGAGGGGGAGUGUCAGAGAUGGGUGUCAGCCCUGCAACAAGCAAAGGCUAAUGCCACGCUCCUGGUGCAUCACUCGGAUGACUCAGGAGAUGAAACCCCUGUGCCUCAGGAGGACCGUGCCCUCACCCAAGGAGCGCUGCAUUCCCUGGCCACCAAGUUGGAGGAUCUGAGCACCUGUAAUGAGCUGAUCGGAAAGCACGGCGCCGCUCUCCAGCGCUCCCUCAGCGAACUUGAAGACCUGCGAGGGCCCACCGAAGGCACGGACAAAGUGAAAGCCGUUAAUGAGCGAGCCACCCUCUUCCGCAUCACCUCUAAUGCUAUGAUCAAUGCUUGUCGGGACUUUUUGGAUGUGGCAGAAUCUCACAGCCGGCGGUGGCAGAAGGCUCUGCACUAUGAGAGAGAACAGCGCCACCAUCUGGAGGAGACCAUUGAACAGUUAGCCAAACAGCACAACAGCCUGGAGAGAGCGUGGAGGGAGAAUCCCACCUCAUAUACAGGUGUGGAACGGUCUCAAGAGGGGGAUGCGAGUGAUGAAAAUGAAGAAGCGGAGUUCUUUGAUGCCAUGGAGGACGCCCCUUCAUUCAUAACUGUGACUACCACUGGAAAUAUCCGACACAAGCGCUCAGGCAGUAACCAGAGUAUGAUGAGUGGAGGAGUGCCCACUGACUGGACUCACAAUGAGAGUGACACCUCAGGCACAAACCAAAUGCAGCUACGAAGAACAAGACGCAGUCGUAUCCCUGACAAACCAAACUACUCCCUCAACUUGUGGAGCAUCAUGAAAAACUGUAUCGGAAAGGACCUAUCCAAGAUUCCCAUGCCUGUAAACUUUAAUGAGCCGCUAUCGAUGCUGCAGCGUCUGACUGAGGAUUUGGAGUACAGCGAGCUACUGGACCGGGCGGCUCGCUGCGACUCGUCCCUGGAUCAGAUGUGCCUCGUGGCUGCCUUUUCCGUCUCGUCCUACUCAACCACAGUCCAUCGUACCGCCAAGCCCUUCAACCCUCUGCUGGGGGAGACUUACGAGCUGGACCGACUGGAGGAGUACGGCUAUCGCUCCAUCUCUGAGCAGGUCAGCCAUCAUCCACCAGCUGCGGCCCACCAUGUGGCAUCAGAGCGAGGAUGGACUCUGUGGCAGCACAUAACCAUUGAUAGCAAGUUUCGUGGGAAAUAUAUUUCUGUCAUGCCGUUAGGUAACAUUCACCUGCAGUUCCACUCAAGUGGAAACCAUUACGUGUGGAGCAAAGUGACUUCCACGGUGCACAACAUCAUUGUAGGGAAACUUUGGAUCGAUCAGUCUGGAGACAUUGACAUUGUGAACACCACCACGAAGGACACCUGCCGUCUCAAAUUCUCCCCGUACAGCUACUUCUCCAGGGAAAUUCCACGAAAAGUGACCGGCGUGGUGGAGGACGGAGAGGGAACAGCCCAUUACAUCCUGUCAGGAACCUGGGAUGACAAAAUGGAAAGUGCAAAAAUAGUGGAAAGCAGCCGGGGAUGUGGAGGCUCUGAAGGAAAACAAAAAACUGUUUAUCAGACUCUUCAACCCAAACUCCUGUGGAAAAAAUACCCUCUUCCAGACAAUGCAGAAAACAUGCACUAUUUCUCCGCCCUGGCACUGACCUUGAACGAGCCGGAGGAGGGCGUCGCCCCAACCGACAGCCGUCUGCGACCGGACCAGCGGCUGAUGGAGGUGGGCUUGUGGGACGAGGCGAACAUCGAGAAGCAGCGGCUUGAGGACCACCAGAGGAUGGAGAGAAAAAGAAGGGAGGCACAAGCUAACCAGGCCCUGGAAGAAGGGCAAGACGUGGAAAGUUACCAGCCAGUGUGGUUUGAGAAGAGAACAGACGAAAACACAGGAGAAUCAUCCUACAUGUACAGAGGUGGCUACUGGGAAGCUAAAGAGAGACAAGACUGGAGUCACUGUCCUGAGAUCUUCUAGGAAUCUGGUAGUUUUUUGGGUGGGGGGUUAGGUGGGCUUAGAUGAGCAGGUGGCAGUGGGUGAGAUAGCUAACUCCUCUCAGCUUCUAAAGCACAAAACCUCCAGCCUCUACUUCCUGUGUAUAUGUGUUCCCUCCCUGUUACAGCUGUUCUACCAGGAUGCAUGGCCUUGGUUGGCAUACGCUUCCAUGCUCUGCAGAACUUUUUAUGUGAGCAAUUCAAGUUUUGUGUGCGAGUGUGGGUGGACUUUAGUUUACAUAGAACCAAUUUCAGCACAAAACACACCUAACUGAGUGUGCAUGGACGAUCCUGGGGUCGUGGAGCUCCCUGGGUGUACAAGCCCCAAAUGUCCUGCUCUAAUCAAAGAUGGAGGAUAUCAGUCUUUGAAAGAGUGGGACAAAAGCCUUCUUCUGUGCUGUGAAGUUGUGUAAGCAGAGCAUGAUUUACAGAUCCUUCACAUUCUUUGCUGUUUUGUGCUAGAGUGUUUUUUCAAAAUUGCACCACAGUAUCCUGCAGCACAAGCUGAACCCAGAGUGGCCUCUAAAUACAAAGACCUCGUUUCAUUGAGAGAUGAGUGACAGAAACUGUGUCAUUUAACACUUCUAAGCUAGUUCGCUUCAAACACAGAUCAAUGCAAAACCCCAGAGAUCAUGUAUGACUGAACUAAAGGAGUUUUAUUGAGUCCAUGAAGAAAUGAAAGUUGCAGUAUUGUUGUAAAUUAGUGCUAAUCUUACAUGUCAGAGAUGGCAAAGUGGAGAUUUUUGUACAUCUAACAGACUAUAAGAGAAGAAGAUUUUGAUUUUUGACCCAUUUGGGCAUCUAAUCUAAUUUGAGCAAUUUCCAAUGCAUUACUCAUUCCAGUAAAAGGCUAAACUGUAUAAGUGCUUCAGAAAUGUCCCUAAUCUGUACAAAUCUACAAUUUCACAGCAAAAGCUUGCAUUUUUUGCCAUCUGUCUACAUAUUAUCCUCUACAAGUAGAAAUCAAAUACAAACUUUUUUUUAAAUUUCAAAACAAAAUACAGUUUAUGAAAAUAUUCCAACCAUUUCCUGAGAGCUCAGGUGAUUCAUACCACUAUCACGAUUAUUAAGCUUAAUAAGGUCACACAACUCAAGCAGACAAAAAGUUACAAGCGUUUAAAGCCCUAAAAAGCACAGACUGCUUCUAACUUUCUAGAUGAAACUACCCUAUUAAACUUAAUGAUGAGGGAGAACAGCUCAAUUCAUAAUCAGUAUGAUUCUUUUGGAGCCUAUAUGAUCUAUAAAUGAAUUGUUUUGUCAAGAUGGAUUGCUUUUGAUGCUGAACUCUGUAAGGGUUUUAGUUGAUAGGCAAAUUGAACAUGAAAGCACUUUUGAAGAAACAUUAAAGUCUGCUGUAAUGUUUUCUAAUAAAGCACAUAAUCUCAGAUGAAGAGGAGCGGAAUGAUCUGAUCUGAUUAGACAGGAUGUGAAGAGCCACUGUUCCUAACAGUGUGCGCGCCGAAGGACAGAUUAUGAGCACCUUUUAACGAAUCCCAUCCCGUCAAGGUUGCAACAUCUUUAUAUGGGAACAAAUGCAACAAUUCAUAGACUAGUCUAAAUCACGUUUGGCAAAACUGAUAGAGAUAUGUGAUUUUUCACCAGUAGGUUGUUUGAGAGGUUACUUCUUUUGAUUAGGUUAUAGACAAGAAUAAUUAGAUUUUUUUCCAUUAGUUUCCUUUUUUCUAUCAAAUUCCAAACCUGGCCUGAUUUAUUAAAUUGAUAAAUGAUUACCGUAUUACUUAUAAAUCAUAAUUAAAUUAAAAUUGUGUCAGAAAUUGGAACUGGAAACUGGGAAUCUCAACUCAUUUGAGAGCCUUCUAGAUUUUAGGGUAAAUACUUUUUUCCAGCACUUCUGCUUCCUGUCUACCACAAAUUCUAAUAUUAGGUUAAAAAAAUUAUAAUAAUGUUAAACCUUCUUUUACCGCUGUUUCAUUUGGUCUUUAGAGGAAUAUAAAUUAGUCCCUUCUAACUGUUUAGGUCAAAUGUUUACAUUUUUGCAUCUGACACUGUAAAUUGAGAUAGACUUAACCCAAAUUUUAACAAUUUAUGGGCAGAAUAUCUUUGCAAGAUUAAGAAGAUUAAAUGUUUACUAAAAUCUAGCACUUUUUAUUCUUAAUAUUUGGAUCCUGGAAUCCCAGUGUUAUGAUUUAAAUGCAGCUGUGACUAUGUGAGCCUUAUGCCUCAUGUUUUGUAUUUUCCCCCUUACUCUACAGUAAAUAAAACAAAAACUGGACGCAUGAAUUUCUGUGGAAACUUUUCUUAGUUCUCAGGCUGGAACAUAAACUCCGAAAGCAAGCAAGUAUUAAAAGUAAGAUAAUUUUAUUUCCACAAGGUUACAAAAACUCUUUAGUUGAGAAAUGGUUGCAGAGCCAUACGGAAAAAUCCUCAGUUUCCUUUUAUGGAAUCUAAAACAUUUAAACCACAUAAAUACUUUGAGAACUCUAAAGUACAUGUAUUUAUACCUGAAAAUAUGUGAAGACUUAAUUUUAGGAGUUUCUCUGAUGCAGAAAUCAGUUCAUCCUUGUGUUGCACACAAUGAGAACUUAAAUUGGUGCUUAAUGAUAAUUCUAGCCUUAAUUAGAGCAUGUAACAAAAGAGUAAUCUAUAGUAAGUCUGACCUAGAUACAGAAAAACGUUUUAUACAGAUGUUUAUUAUGUUCAGACUUAUACAGAAGGCAUUCAGGUGGUUGUUUUGGGUAACAAAGUUCGGUUUAGAAUAUUAAUAUGUUAACUACUUUCCCUAUAUAAAGUUUAAGAAAUAUAGAUAUUUAUGAGAGAUAUGUAUAUCAUAUGUGUAUAUGUAAAUAUGAUUUAUUUUUUUGUUCUUGUUGCUUUAUUAAAAUGCUAAAUGUCAGCAAUAAUGCAAUAUGAACAGCAACUUAAGUACAAAAAAAUCACUACUGUGUCAAAUUAGUAUAGAUUUCCAUUAGAUAAGUGGUGGAUUAGUUGCUAAUAUGAACAUGGACGCCCAUAAUAAAUACCCUCCAUAUCUAAUACUUCUGUGUAUUUAUACCUUACUGUGUACAAUAACAGGGCAUGGUUCACAUAUAUGACUGUCCGGUUAGUUUUCACCAGUAAUUAGUAACAAUACAGUAGAAGUAGAAGCUCAUCAGCUAAAUCACUGUAAAAUGUUUGACAUUACGUGAAUAUCCAUGCUUAAUCACUCUUUAUCUUCUGGUUUUGAAUAGUCGAAACCAAACACAGCUAAUGAGAUGUUGCAGAGACUGAAUUAUGAAUGUAAGAGGAUUAGAUGCUGUAUGUCAUAUUCUAAAAAAAAUGUAUGAAAUCAUGUUCAAAUAAAGCACAAGGUCUUCUUGACCUGCUGUAACACUGUACAGAAUCCAGAGGUUUUCAUCACAGCACACUCAGUAGCUAUGCAUGGUUUCAGAGUGCAAAUGCACUUUUGUAGUGAGCAGCCUUUUGGCAAUUGGUAAGUGUGGAUUGCCAGUGAAACGUGAUGUAAAUUCACCUUUUGUGCCCAAUUACCUCAGAAAGUUUCAAUUUUCCAAAUCAAAUAAAAAUACCAUGAA
This is a messenger RNA of Xiphophorus couchianus (Monterrey platyfish), 6103 nucleotides long. It is a transcript of the gene osbp2a, whose product is annotated as oxysterol binding protein 2a. Bases 328 to 2556 code for a protein of 742 amino acids. The transcript is spliced from 14 exons. The record is from RefSeq and is a predicted model, not a curated record. NCBI's taxonomy places the organism in Eukaryota, Metazoa, Chordata, Actinopteri, Cyprinodontiformes, Poeciliidae. Gene Ontology annotation, molecular function: cholesterol binding. Gene Ontology annotation, cellular component: perinuclear endoplasmic reticulum; cytosol; plasma membrane.